This is a messenger RNA of Cuscuta campestris, 2426 nucleotides long. The record is from the annotation of a GenBank genome assembly. NCBI's taxonomy places the organism in Eukaryota, Viridiplantae, Streptophyta, Magnoliopsida, Solanales, Convolvulaceae.
AAUACUCCCUUUAAUUAACCCUUUAAUUCAAAAACAUCCUGCGUCCAUAUAUUUUUCUCUCCUCGUCUCCAAUAACUACUAUAGUACUAUACAUCAUACCGGCCAGAAAUGGCGAGUGUUACAGCGGGCAAGUCGCAAAAAAUUUGGUGCGUGAGGGCAAGCACGCUAUGUAUGGGAUGGAGGUUCUUUGUUGCUUUGUGCUGCUUGUUGCUCUUUACAUCUCCUAGCCAAGCAACUAGGAAAGGGGUUCAUCGCCAUCCAUCGUCAAAUUGGGCAAAACACACUCAAGAAUUGAAGGCAUCUACACCAUUGAGACUUGACAUCACACGGACGCAUGUGGUGAUGGACAAUGGACUGGUGAGAGUGACACUGACCAAUCCAACCGGAGGAAUUGCAGAGAUCGAAUACCAUGGAAUCCGCAACGUGCUCGAAUCUGGCUUUAAAGAAACAAACCGAGGAUAUUGGGAUAUUGUGUGGAGCACGCCAGGAAUGGGAAAUGGCGUUGCCAACUUUGAUACGCUACCAGCAACAAGCUUCAGGGUAAUAACAUCAGACCAAAAUCAAAUUGAAGUCUCCUUCACAAAAACGUAUGAUCCAAGAGAUCAUUCUAGUGUUCCUUUGAACAUAGAUAAAAGGUAUGUGAUGUUGUCUGGUCAAUCUGGAUUCUACACGUAUGCGAUUUACGAACAUCUUAAAGGAUGGCCUGACGUAGACAUCGGCGAAGCUCGAGUUGCUAUCAAGCUGCAAAGGAAAUUGUUCAAUUAUAUGGCAAUAUCAGAUGACAUACAAAGAAAAAUGCCAAACGACAAUGAUCGUUCCACUGGACAGACCCUCGACUAUAAAGAAGCAGUUUUACUAACCAACCCAUCAAAUCCAAGUAUGAAGGGCGAGGUGGACGAUAAAUACCAAUAUUCGUUAGAAAGCAAGGAUAAUAAAGUACAUGGAUGGAUUUGUGCCAAACCACAUGUUGGGUUUUGGGUCAUCGCGGGUGGCAACGAAUUCCGUUCUGGAGGGCCGAUAAGACAAGACCUCACCUCUCAUGCUGGUCCAACCGCCUUAUCGAUAUUUUUCAGCUCGCAUUAUGCCGGUUAUAACUAUGGUGUAAGCUUGAGAAAUGGUGAAGCCUGGAAAAAGGUCUUCGGCCCUGUGUUUAUGUAUCUCAACUCUGAUCAAGGAAAUGAUCCCAAAUCUCUUUGGGAAGAUGCUAAGCGCCAGAUGGUUGUAGAGACUAAAAGUUGGCCAUACAAUUUCCCAAAGUCUGAAGACUAUCCAAGUGCUAGUCAACGCGGUACAAUUACGGGUCGAUUGUUAAUCCGUGAUAGGUUCCUCAGUAAAGAGCUUAUCCCAGCAAAAGGUGCAUAUGUAGGCAUGGCCCCACCAGGAGAAGAUGGAUAUUGGCAGGAAGAUGCCAAGGGCUAUCAAUUUUGGACAGAAACAGAUGAUAAUGGGUAUUUCAAGAUCAAUGCAGUAAGAUCUGGAACUUAUAACCUGUAUGGUUGGGUUCCUGGAGUUCUUGGAGAUUAUAGAAACAAAGAGGAGAUUAUGAUCAAACCAGGAGAAGAAACCAGUCUGGGAGAGCUUGAGUUUGAUCCCCCUAGAAAUGGUCCGACCAUUUGGGAAAUCGGCAUCCCCGAUAGAAAAGCUAUAGAAUUUUUUAUCCCUGAUCCUUCACCUGGCCUCAUGAACUACGCUCUGCUCAAUCAUACCGAAAAAUUUAGGCAAUAUGGAUUGUGGGAUCGUUACACGGAUAUAUAUCCUUCUGAAGAUUUGGUCUAUAAAAUCGGAGAAAGUGAUUAUCGAAAAGAUUGGUUUUUCGCUCAUGUCAAUAGGAAAGUUGGGGACGACAAGUAUGAACCAGCAACAUGGAAAAUUUCAUUCCAACUCGAGAAUGUUAGCCCGACAAGAACCUAUACACUCUGGAUAGCAUUAGCUGCCACCAACUUAGCCAGGAUUGAGGUUUUGAUAAACAAUCUGAAUUCACGCCCAAGAUUCUCAACAAACGGAAGUGGAAGGGACAAUGCCAUCGCAAGACACGGGAUUCAUGGACUGUAUACACUUGCGAGCUAUGAGUUUUCAGGAACUUUACUUGUGGAGGGAGAAAACAUAAUAUAUUUGCGGCAACCAAGAGGAGGUUAUCGCUUUAACGGUGUCAUCUAUGACUACAUCCGUUUGGAAGGGCCACGCUUCUGAUCAGACAUGUAUAUAUGCAUACACGCGGAGGGUGGAAAGACAAUGUCAUUUAUUUGUUUGUUUGUUUGUUUCUUCAUGGAAAUAGAUAAUAGUAUAUUGUUUAUAGUGCAUGAAGGGUGAAGUGGGGGUGAUUUAUUCUCAAAUAGUAGUUGAUUGUAUUCUUUGAUUUGUAAUUGUAUAUUCUUUCAUCAUUUCCAAUACAAGUUUUGAAAUGAUAAUAAAGUUGAUGUUUGUUA